AUGUCAAACCGUGCCUUUCGGCCUAGGCCGAUCGAUUUCUCUCGACCAAUGCCGGUGGUCAAAUCACAGAGAGAUCUCGAAGUCAACGAAGAUGGAGUUCUUGUGCCCAAGAAGGAGGCAUUGGAACCCGAAUCUUUGUUGGAUAUGAACGAUGUCGGAGAUGAGGACAUGGAAACCUUAAGAAUAUUAAAUGAGCAAUAUGAUAAGGAAUCAAAGAAAGCGAAUAUUCCAGUCCCACCGAUAAUCGUUAUUGAUGACUAUGACAAACAUGUCGCCAAAGACUUUGUUCGUCCAAGUCAUUAUUUGAGAUAUAAAGCUCCGUCGGAAAAAGAGCUUGAUGAUGUGGUUGAAUAUGAAAUGGAUGACGAAGACAUAGAAUUCGUUACCAAAACAUUGCCAGCCAUGAAAGUAACUCUAAAGGAAGAGAAGUUUGAGCAAAUUGUAGAUCGUCUAGAGAAAGAAUCCUUUAAACUGGGGAAAAUGUGUGAAAUGUCUGUGCUCGAGACCUAUAAGUUGGGUGGUGGAAAGCAGGUUACACAAGUAUUCGAUUAUUGGGUCAAAAAGCGUAGCAAGACGGGAAGGGCUUUGAUUCGCAGGUUUCAGCCACCCACUCCUAUCAGUGAUAUGUCUCCACAUUCUACUUUUCGACCACGAGAGAAGGAAGAGAAAAGGAUUCGUCGUACUCGCAAGAACGACAAGGAUGCUCACAAGAAGCUCAAAGGCCUGCAAGCAGAUUUCAGAAGGGCAAAGGAAAUACUGGAAAGAGUGUUUGCAAAGGAUAUCAAGGAUGUUCCUACAAGUAUUAUUUCGGAACAUGACAGCUUCUUCAAAGAGUUGCAAAGGGAGAAACUAAAGAGAGCUACUGCACAGAAGAAACCUGAAGGAUUGGAAGAAGAUGGAAAUAGGAGUCAUGUACCUCAGGCUGCAAGGCCAAGGCAAGUUCCAUCUAGGCAAGUUGCAGGAUCCGCAAAUGCUGAAGAAGAAGUUCUAAAACUCGAAGAACCUAUUGUAUCUGCGGAAAAAGCAGAGCAAUUGAGAAGAUGCUUCCAGCACUUGAUGAAAUCUUGGGAUGAAGAUGGGGACAGUGCUGGAACAUCGGUUCUUCCAAUUACCAAGGAUGCAAAAUUCUGUACAAGCUCAACACCGGACAGGGAAUCGUUGAUUUACCGUGGACGAGCAAGGAUAGGUCGGGGUGGCAGAGUGAUUUUUGAUAGGUGCACAUCUAACGCGUACGAUGCACACCGCACUGGGGAUGAAUGGGAUGAUUCAGUGGGUUCAAAGAGAUCCAGACAUAAUGCGGACUUGGACAUCUCACACUCCAAACUCCGCGGAAUGGAGACGGGACAAAAAACGAAUUAA
This is a messenger RNA of Guillardia theta CCMP2712, 1359 nucleotides long. RefSeq lists its product as hypothetical. The record is from RefSeq and is a predicted model, not a curated record. NCBI's taxonomy places the organism in Eukaryota, Cryptophyceae, Pyrenomonadales, Geminigeraceae. Gene Ontology annotation, cellular component: piccolo histone acetyltransferase complex. The coding region runs from base 1 to 1359 and encodes 452 amino acids. The transcript has 8 exons. Gene Ontology annotation, biological process: regulation of transcription by RNA polymerase II.